AUGUUGGUGCGCGGUUGCGCUGGGGGCGAGCUUCGGCAUUCACUGGCUGAAAGAACCAAGGCUCUGGCGGCAAAGUACCAUGCACUUUGCUCGCCGGCGCGCGAGGAGUCUCGUAGCGUCGAGCGAAACCGACCAAGACAUCGCAAGUCCCAAACGCGAUGGUACGUCAAGACAGAUUCAAAGUUGCCGCUGAGACUGAGGUUGGUUCAGAGUAUCGAUUCCGGAGGUAUCGGGGGCGACGACCCCGUCGGUGCUCUCGCCAGACUUAACGCC
This is a messenger RNA of Iphiclides podalirius (scarce swallowtail), 273 nucleotides long. Lineage: Eukaryota; Metazoa; Arthropoda; Insecta; Lepidoptera; Papilionidae. The record is from the annotation of a GenBank genome assembly.